Acomys russatus (golden spiny mouse) is the source of this 936-nucleotide messenger RNA. RefSeq names its product taste 2 receptor member 1 (gene Tas2r1). Gene Ontology annotation, cellular component: membrane. Lineage: Eukaryota; Metazoa; Chordata; Mammalia; Rodentia; Muridae. Gene Ontology annotation, molecular function: G protein-coupled receptor activity; bitter taste receptor activity. Bases 1 to 936 code for a protein of 311 amino acids. The record is from RefSeq and is a predicted model, not a curated record. Gene Ontology annotation, biological process: detection of chemical stimulus involved in sensory perception of bitter taste; G protein-coupled receptor signaling pathway; sensory perception of taste. The transcript has a single exon.
AUGCUGGAAGGUCAUAUGCUCUUCCUCUUUCUGGUAGUGGUGUUGCAGUUUAUCACUGGGGUCCUGGCAAAUGGCCUCAUUGUGGUUGUCAGUGCCAUUGAUCUGAUCACUCGGAGUAAAAUGGCACCAUUGGAUCUGCUUCUUUCUUGCCUGGCAACUUCUCGGAUCAUUCUGCAGUUGUACAUCCUGUUUGCACAACUGUGGCUAUUCUGUUUGGUGAACCCCUCUUUAUUUACUGAUAGUAUUAACUUUGUUUUCUUUGUAAAUGAGUUGAAUCUUUGGUUUGCCACAUGGCUUGGUGUUUUCUAUUGUGUCAAGAUUGCUACCAUCCCUCACCCACUCUUCUUGUGGCUGAAGAUGAGGAUAUCCAGGUUGGUACCAUGGCUGAUCCUGGGGUCUGUGCUCUGUACAGCUAUUACUGCUUUCAUUCACAGCAGAGCGAUAUCAACAAUCCCUAAAGAACUCUUUAUAAACCUCUUUGCUAAAAAUGCAACUCAGGUCAGAUGGGUAUAUGCCAUGCCACUCUCCAUCUUCAUCCUUGGGCUCUCACUGCCAUUGCUCAUCUUCCUUACUGCUGUUCUGCUCUUGAUCUUCUCCUUGUGGAACCAUAGCCGGCAGAUGAGGGCUACCGUGGGCACCAGGGUAUCCAGCAGACAUGCUCUCAUCAGUUCAAUGCUGUCUGUUAUGUCAUUCCUCAUCCUCUAUUUCUCCCACUACAUGGUAGCUAUUCUUGUCUCUAUUCAAGGCGUCGAGUUUGGAAGCACAGCCUUUCUAAUCUGUACAUUGGUGGUUGGUAUGUACCCCUCACUACACUCAAUUGUCUUAAUUCUAGGGAAUCCUAAGCUGAAACAAAAUGCAAAAAUGUUCACUGUCCAUUGUAAAUGUCAUUGUGAGAGAACUUGGAUCACUUCAAGGAGCCUGGGGCUCAGUGACUAG